Dinoponera quadriceps is the source of this 2524-nucleotide messenger RNA. RefSeq names its product GPI mannosyltransferase 4 (gene PIG-Z). Bases 73 to 2133 code for a protein of 686 amino acids. Gene Ontology annotation, cellular component: endoplasmic reticulum membrane. Lineage: Eukaryota; Metazoa; Arthropoda; Insecta; Hymenoptera; Formicidae. Gene Ontology annotation, molecular function: alpha-1,2-mannosyltransferase activity. Gene Ontology annotation, biological process: GPI anchor biosynthetic process. The transcript has 5 exons. The record is from RefSeq and is a predicted model, not a curated record.
CGUGUUGUCUGGGCAAAUGUCAAACAAUCAUCAUUGAGGUUAAGUUAUGAUAAAUUAAUUUUUACGAGGAACAUGUCGUUGAAGAACGAGUACCGCAAGUCCAUCGAAGACUAUCUACCUGUGACACCUGUGAGACGCAAGAUUGGUCUCUACUGGAUCCUGGCUGUUCUGAGGAUAGCUCUCACUUUUGUCCCCCAGACUGGCUACAUUCAUCCUGACGAGUUCUUUCAGUCCAUUGAAGUUAUUUCUGGAGACCACUUUGAUAUCGAUGUCUACAAGCCUUGGGAAUUCAACGCCACCUUUCCGAUCCGCACUGCGUUCAUUCCACAGCUCACCGUCGGCCUGCCCUAUGCAUUCCUCAAGAGACUAUCCCCUUACACGUUCUAUCUCUUCGGCUUGUCGUUACGGACCCCGUACUUCUACGUCCUCUUCCCGCGUCUCUUCAUGUGCAUGCUCUCCUUCCUGUCGGACUACUUUUUGUACAAAAUCUGUUGCAUUUACGGGCAGAACUACCGAGUAAGACUUGUCACUUACGCCAGCUCCUACAUCAUGUUUACUUACGCCACUCGCACUCUCUCCAACUCCAUUGAACUUGUGCUGACCGCUGCGCUGCUGUACUUCACCUCCAAAUGCAUGGCAUUUUCAGAAGAGAUUGUGUAUCACAGUGAUUACCUUUCUAAGAAGCACAGCGAAGCAAAGCCCGGAGUAGAACGAGUCAAGUACUACAAGCUUAUGGCUCUGUUGCCCUCACAUUCGUUAAACCACUGCUUCAUACUGGCCACGAUAACGAUAAUAGGGAUAUUCAACAGGCCCACCUUCGUUGCGUUCGCCUUAGCGCCCACCUUCUUCUGGCUGCAGAGAGGCUUAGGCUCAAGGAGCGUUGGCUUAGCAGACUUCCACAUCCGGAUACUCUAUUUCAUUCUCUGCGGUCUGCCAGCCGCGUUAUUCUUCAUUCUGGUCGAUAGCUUCUAUUUCGGUUAUUUGACAAUGGGGGAGAUAGGUAAAUUGGAGAUCGGAAUGAACAAUUUCGUGGUGACGCCGUUGAAUUUUCUGAGAUACAACGUGAACACAAAGAAUCUCGCGACGCACGGGCUGCAUCCUCGGUUCCUGCACGCCCUGGUGAACGUUCCGCUACUGUUCAGCGUCCUGGGAGUCGUUGCACUGUCGAGAUUCGCGAAAAUGGUGUACAGCGGACUGAACGCACAGUGGCUGCAACUGCCACGUCUGCAGAGCAUCGUGGGAAUGAUGACGUGCACCUUCGUCGUCCCGCUCGCUUUGUUGUCUCUCUUUCCCCAUCAAGAGCCCCGUUUCAUAAUCCCGGUGCUCUUCCCGCUGGUGUUUCUCUACGCACCCGAGCUGAGUCAAGUCCCCAGUCUGGACAUUGUUUCACGAUUCGGCAACGACGAGGACAACGACGAGAACGAUAACAGCAAACCCCGCAGUCCCGCCUCGUCGCACGAGAGGAGCAAGCCCAGGAAGUUGGUGAUCUGGUAUGUUAGCAACCUUCUGCUGGCGCUGUUCUACGCUUUCGCGCACCAGGGCGGCAUCCUGCCGCUGACGUCUCACGUCGCGGCCGAGCUCAAGGCUAAGCCGCACCUCACGCAUCUGCAUCUCUACACGUCAUACGGCUACCCGUUGCCCACGGCGUUGCUGCAGCUGCGCAACACUCACCGUGUCUACCGCAGCAGCAGCAGCAAUCACAAAUAUAAGCUCGUGCAAGACUUCCAUCUAUACGAGCAAGGCUCGAAGUCGUUGCCGCGAGUGUUGGACGACAUCGUCAGGAGGAUUCGCGACUGCGAGAACAAAUUCGUCUUCAAAAAGAUCCCCUACAGGCUGUACUACGUCUUACCGGCCUCUGCGAUGGCCGAGUUCGCGGAACUGUCGCGCAACAGGUCGCACCUGUACGGCUUUCGCAUAGUCAAGACUUUUUAUCCUCACGUCUCCGUAGAGAGAUUGCCGUCGUUGCCUUCGCUCGAAAGACUAGAGAAUUUGUUAAGUUUCACGCGGUUCGAUAGCAUCACCAGCAACUGCGUGGAAGCUGCGAGGGGUGUUUACGAGUACGCCAGGCAAUUCAGGCUGCUCUUGCUGAAAAUCGAACUCACUACCUCGAAGCAGAACAGACACAGUGGAUAAAGAAAUAGCUGAUGGUUAAAUAAAUUUUUGAAUACUUGCAUUUAUUUUAUAAGAUAAUAAUGAUAACAAAGUAAUUUUAACGAGGAACUAGUCAAUGCGAGGAGAAAGAGCUUGAAGCGAUCGAUUGGCUUUUUAAGAGAUUUACAGACAAUACAAUGGAAUGCGUGCAAUUUAAUUUGAGAGGGCAGGAGCACUGUUACGAUGUAUGCUUAACGAAGCAUAGCAUUCGUAAUUUUUUUUACGAAUAAGUAUGAACGUCACACAAAUUUUUAUGUGAUCAAUUUUAAAUUAACAUAAAGUAUACAUAAUGAUACAUAUUAUAAAAAUAGCAAAUGAAAAUAUAUCUCGGAAAUCUAAGAUGUAAAAUUGACAUUGGGAUUAAAAUAUUAUG